This is a messenger RNA of Hippopotamus amphibius kiboko, 7292 nucleotides long. RefSeq names its product nephronectin (gene NPNT). Gene Ontology annotation, molecular function: calcium ion binding. Lineage: Eukaryota; Metazoa; Chordata; Mammalia; Artiodactyla; Hippopotamidae. Gene Ontology annotation, cellular component: membrane. The record is from RefSeq and is a predicted model, not a curated record. The transcript has 13 exons. Bases 593 to 2203 code for a protein of 536 amino acids.
GCCCCACAAACCUCUCCCAUCUUGGACUUCGCCCUCCGGUGAAAGCUACGGCUCGCCCCUGCGGUCACCACCUGUUGGGAAGGAACCCGCGGAGCGCGCACCCACGCCCCGGGUCCCUUUCCUCCCCGGCUCAGACUUUCCCGCCGAGCACCCUGCUCUCCCUUGCCCGGCCCAGGCUUGCAACUUUCCCCCGAGCCUGGCUCCGGCCCCGCUUGGCUGGUCCCCGAGAGACGCUGCCUUCCCGCAGCGCCCCCGCCCGCGAGCCUCCCGCCGAGGGGCCGAGCGCCCUCACCCCUCACCCGGCGCCGGGAGCAGGGCGAGUCGGGCGCACGCGCGCCCCCCGCCCCUGCGCCCCUCCCCGCAGGCGGCGCGGCUUCCCCUGCAGCGCCUCCCCUCGCGGGGAGGGAGCCGGAGGGGGCUCCGGGCGCCGCGCGCAGACCUGCUCCGGCUGCGCGGCGCGCCGCUCUCCUCCGAGGGUGGCAGCAGUAGCCGCGGCGGCCGCGGGGGUUCUCGGCUCCCGCAGCUCCUCGGGGGCGCCGAGCGCGCCUCUCCUGCGCCCCCAGCAUCCCCACCCCGCUCCCCGCCGCCCAACAUGGACUUGCUCCUGGCGCUGGUGCUCGGGUCCUCGCUCUACCUGCAGGCGGCCGCGGAGUUCGACGGGAGGUGGCCCAGGCACAUAGUGUCAUCCAUUGGCCUGUGUCGUUAUGGUGGGAGGAUUGACUGCUGCUGGGGCUGGGCCCGCCGGUCCUGGGGACGGUGUCAGCCUUUCUACGUCUUAAGGCAGAGAAUAGCCAGGAUAAGGUGCCAGCUCAAAGCUGUGUGCCAGCCACAGUGCAAACACGGUGAAUGUAUCGGACCAAACAAGUGCAAGUGUUAUCCUGGAUAUGCCGGGAAAACCUGCAAUCAAGAUGAACACGUCUACCCAACUCCUCUUGACCAAGGCAGUGAACAGCCUCUUUUACAACCCCCGGAUCAUCAAGCCACGAGUUUGCCUUCAAGGGAUCUAAACGAAUGUGGCCUGAAGCCGAGACCCUGCAAGCACAGGUGCAUGAACACUUACGGCAGCUACAAGUGCUACUGUCUCAACGGAUACAUGCUGAUGCCGGAUGGGUCCUGCUCAAGUGCCCUGACGUGCUCCAUGGCAAACUGUCAGUAUGGCUGUGAUGUUGUCAAAGGACAGAUUCGGUGCCAGUGCCCCUCUCCUGGCCUGCAGCUGGCUCCUGAUGGGAGGACCUGUGUGGACAUUGAUGAAUGUGCUACUGGAAGAGCCUCCUGCCCUCGAUACAGGCAGUGUGUCAACACUUUUGGGAGUUACAUCUGCAAAUGUCAUAAAGGCUUCGACCUCAUGUACAUUGGAGGCAAAUACCAGUGUCACGAUAUCGAUGAAUGCUCCCUUGGUCAGUAUCAGUGCAGCAGCUUUGCUCGAUGUUACAACAUACACGGUUCCUACAAGUGUAAAUGUAAAGACGGAUACCAGGGUGAUGGACGGAACUGCGUGUAUAUUCCAAAAGUCAUGAUUGAACCUUCAGAUCCAAUUCAUGUACCAAAGGGAAAUGGUACCAUUUCAAAGGGUGAUGGAGGACACAAUAAUUGGAUUCCUGAUGUCAGAAGUACGAGGUGGCCUCUGAAGACACCGUAUAUACCUCCUGUCAUUACCAAAAGGCCCACUUCUAAGCCAACAACAAAACCUACACCACAGCCAACUCCACAGCCUACACCCCCUACACCCCCACCCCCACCCACUGAACUCAGAACACCUCCACCGGCAACAACCCCAGAAAGACCAACCACCAGACUGACAACUCUAGCACCAGUUGCCACUACAUCUCCAAGAAUGAUUACAGUUGACAACAGGAUACAGACAGAUCCUCAGAAACCCAGAGGAGAUGUGUUCAUUCCACGGCAGCCUUCAAAUGACUUGUUUGAAAUAUUUGAAAUUGAAAGAGGAGUCAGUGCAGAUGAUGAAGCAAAGGAUGAUCCAGGUGUUCUGAUACACAGUUGCAAUUUUGACCAUGGGCUUUGUGGAUGGAUCCGGGAAAAAGACAGUGACUUGCACUGGGAACCAGUGAGGGACCCAGCAGGCCAGAGGUUACAUCGGUUUCCUAAGGCCACAGAGCUAAAGAAUGGACUUCCCAUCCAGGCCUCCCUGUACUGCCCGGGCAGCCACCUCAGCAGUUCAGCGCCCAGAACAUCUGCAGCAUGAUUCUGGGGUUUUCGCUACUCCGUGUGGCCUCCGUGUCCUGGGGUUGUGUGCGUGAUCCGAUUAGCGGGUCUCAGGCCCGUAGAUCUGAGUGACCACGGACCUGGAGUGGUGUGCUACAGAAGCAAGGAUCUCUAGCAACCAUGUGUGUUAGAAUGAUGACUAGUAUUCGUGGUCAUGAUGCGUAACUCUUUCAAGUAAGGUACCCACUGGGGAGGGUCAUUCCUGCUAAACUCAGGAGAAUUCAUGGCACUUCUCUGUAGACCGUCUAAGUAAAAUAUUUGACUUUUAGAACUUAAAUACUACCUUUUAGAACCAACUUAGUGCUUUUCAACAGUUUUUAUUAUUCAUCACAUACGUAAACGUUUACAUUUGUUGCGACCCCAAAUCCACUUGCCCUCCGAUAGAAAAAUGAGGAGAGGAUUGGCAGUUAGAGUGGUAGACACAGAAAGGUUUGAAAUGGUCCUUUGGCUGUGAUAAUAUAGAACAAGUUGAAAGGACGUGGUGGCUACUUGGGUGAUUGGAUAGCUCCUGGUGAUUGGCUCUGGCCCCUCAAGGAUGCUCUUCUGGGGUUGCUCCAGGUUUUUACCAAAAACGUGGAUGAACUGGAUGUUGAAGGCAUACUAACCAAUCUGUGGAUAACUUUAAAGCCAGAGGAGAAAGCGACUGUGUGUGCUGACACAGACAGCAUCCAAAGAUUAGAUUAAUGGCUCACACGUAAAAAGGUGAAAUCUACUGGGUGUGACUACAUGGUAUAUAGCUCAUGAUCUAGAAACUACCUGCACAGCUGUGGGAGGAGAAGAUGUGACUUAGCAGAAAGUGUGAAAGACUUUAGUGUUUUCUUGGGUAAUAAAUCAAUAGGAGUGAACCCGGUGUCAUCACUGCCCAAAAGCUGGGUCAUUUCCAUAGAAACAGGUAUUUUCUCCAGCAUGGAAAACACACUUUGAUAGGUUCUUACCAGUCUUACCUCUAUACGAGAAGUACAGAGGUAAUUGUAGGUCACUUGGAAGAGAAUGACCUGGAUGGAAAGGUGUCUCAAAGCCCGUAGAAAAACAGGUGAGGAACCCAGAAUGUUUAGCCUGGAGAAGAAAUAAUGGAGCAGGGCAGCUUUUCAAAUACAUGACCAACAACAUCUCUCUCAGUUGUUCUGUGAUCCCAAGGGGAUAAGAAGUUGGAGCAGUAGGUGAAAACUACAGGGGAUGGAUUUUUGCUCUCAGCACUUUACCAUAGUCGGAGCUGUCUAAAGGGAAAUCAGGCGGCUGUGGAAGCAGGGAGCUCUCUGUUGGUGGAGACAUGUGACUGGGUGACAUAUGACAAGAUGUUGUUUUGAGAAUUGGACAAGGGUUGGAUCAGAAAGCCUCUUCUACUGGCCCUGGGGGCCUCGGACUCAGAAUGGAAUGUCCCAGGUAAUCCCAGGAGCUCAGUGAGCAGGUUUCUAGCUUGGAAAAUGGAUGGGAAGACCAAAGAUGGCAGAGACUCAGAAGAGGUAGGAAGGCAUAGCUUAUGACAGGGCGGAAUUGCAGGUGGGCUUUUUAGAAUACGUAGGGGAAUUCUAACCAUAUACAGAUUCUAACAUAUUCAGAUGGAAAAUCCUAAUGAAGCUUACUUUCUGUGCCUAUUUUUCUUCUAGGAAGUUCAAAUUGGGUUGUGUAUGUAUCACAUGCUAAGGCCAGAGAAGACUACAAGCGAUUUAAUCAAUUAUUUUAGUGUAUUAUUUUCAUUACCAAACUAACCGUCUGCUUGUUUCUAUCUAGAUUAUACCAUUUGUAAAGGAACAUAUGUUUGGAUUUCCACAUAUGUUUUUUAUGUUGUGCAUGUCUUAUCCAAGAUCCAGAUUUGCAAAUAUUCUUAUAUGCUAAUAUCUCUUUUAAAAAACCCUCAAUUAAACAAACUUACAACUUUGAGAAACAUCUGCAAAAUAAGUUCAUCUGCUAGUCGCCUUCCUGCUGCCCAUUAGGUUUUCUCACAUUCAGUCUUGAACUUAAUUGCGAGUGAAAUUAAUCCAUCCGCGAAGGAAUGGAAAAUUGUGCUCCUGACAGAUGCGAUGAUGUGCUGCAGGCUUGUCACUGUGGCCCUGAACACACGCCCUUCUCCUGUAGCAUCAAGGCUAAACUUGGGGCCCUUUUCCUGGAACCCUAAUCUCUGGGGAUCAAGAGUUAAAGGUAACUGACUCAGCACUCUGUCUGCUACUGAUAGCUACAAGGGAUUCAUUUAAAUAUAAAACAAUAUGCCAGCAUGUACGUACAAGUAACUCUAUUGCAGCAUCAAGAAUCGUUAUUUUGAAACACAUGAAAAUGGAAAAAUAAAUCUACAGUGAAAAUAAAAGCUGCCUCCCAACCCUGGCUCCCAGUCGUCCUCCCCAGAUACAACCGGUUUCUUGGUUACCUUUCCAGAGAGAUAUUUUUUCCACACAACAGCCCCCUCUUCUGUACCUUGCUUCUUCCACUUAACGAUAUUAUCUUAAGAGGCAACGUGAGUGUGAACUUUGAAGCUAGAAUACCUGGCCUGAAACCCAGCACUAGCUUUGAUCUUGAGCAAGUUACUUAAAUGGGGGUAGUCAAUAGUAUCUAUUAAAUAUAUGUAAAGCAUUUAUAGCAAUCCCUGGUCCAGAGUUACUGUUAAAAUAGUAUUAGUCAUUGUUGUUGAAGAUUGUCCUGUACCAGUAUGUACAAAACCCCUUCAUUCUUAUUAAUGGUGGUCACUCCAUCACUUCUUAAACAUAUUUAACCAGCCCCGCACUGAGGGACGUUUCAGUUAUUUCCAGCCUUUUGUUAGUUCAGACAAUGCUGCAGUUAGUAACCUUGUACAGAUAUCAUUUCAUAUAUGUUUGAAAUUUAAAUUUUAUCACCUAUAUAUCUGGCAAGGGUUACAGCAUCUAUUAUUUACCAGAAAACCACUUUAGAUAUUGUGAUGCUUUAAACUGAAUCUAUGAAAAUACUGAAUGUAAUUUUAUGUUUAAACUAGUAUUUUGGAAUCAGAAGUAAAAUUUUUAAGAGGUAAUUUGUUUGGAGUGCUAGAUCAAGUCUUCCCUUAGCUACAGUUCCAACUUUGUAUAUGUUCAUUUAUUAAAAAGGGAAAGAAUUCUUCAUGGUAAGAAAACAAAAAACAAACAACCCAAAAAUCCUAGUGGCCACAGAGUAGCCCUGUAGGGAAAGAGCAAUCGUAACCUCGUUUAUAGAGUUUUAAAUAUCUGUAUAAAAGGAUUAUUUGACUCUUUUAUUAAGAUGCCUUGGUUUCUGUUAGGUUGUCUUGGUUGCAGGCAGCAUCUGGCAUAGUAAUAUUAGUAUACAUUCCACAGGGCUUUAAGAUAAUCCUUGUUUUCUUAAAACUUGCAGGUUAACUGUAAUAACCUUAUAUCUUAGUCUCAACCAAAAUACCUGUGAUGAUUCAAAAAGCUGACUAACGGGGAGACAUUCUAAAUCCAUCUAAAUAUUUUGGCUCAAAAUAUUGUUUCGAUUAAUUUGGGGAAGAGAAGGGGCGGAAGGAAUACAAAAAGAAAUUUGUUUUUGGUGAGUCAAGUACCUGACUCAAGGACUUAUUUCUCUGUUGUUUUUUGCUGUAUUCUUGGACAGUCAUUUAUUCAACAGAUGGCAUUAAACUCCUACCAUAUCCUAGGAAUGUAAUGGGGUUUGGGCAGAGAUUGGUUCUGACAUCAAAGAGUUUACAGUCUCCUAGGGGAGAGAAACGUGUAAACCAGUGAUUCCCGUGCUGAACAGGGGUUCAGGCAGUUCUGAACUCAGACUGUUACUCUGCCUCCCAUUGGCUGGGUGACACCUUGGGUGACUUCACUUCUCAAAGCCUCAGGCUUGUUUUGCAGAUGUAGAAGCUAAUAAGUGUUCACUUCAAGGGCCUGUUAGCAAGGUUAAAUGGGAUGCUCCCCGGAGAGCAUUCGCACAGGACCUGGCACAUCACAGGUACACACAAGUCACCUAUUCAGGCCUUUAAGGCUCAGAGGGGACUUGGUAGAGAAGUCACUUGACGAAUAGAACAUCCCAAACCUUGUCAUGUCUUGUACAGGUUAAGCAUAAGAAAUGAUUUUCAAUGAAAAAUAAGUGGGGUUUCUACCAAAACAGAUACACGUGUUCAGCAUUCCAACCACAUUUUUCUUACGGGUAAGUCAGGGUUGAGACUAGUGUGUUUUUCUGUUGGCUGCAAUAAAACAGCCUGAGAGGGAUCCGCUUGUACACGAAUUGAGUUUCUAACUACCACUUGCAACUUUCCAUCUCUUGAGAAGCAGCAUCCCCCACGUCACUGCUGCUCAAACUUUCUCCCCCCUUAAUUGCAGUUCCUCUAACAAUAGGGGGAAGCAAACUCUGAAGCCCUAGGGAUCCAAGGACAUCAAAGGGACCUUUCCAAAGGAAAAGAUUUUAUUAACAUUCUGUGUUCAUGAUAUAUAUGUAAUAGAAAAUUUACAUAUUAAUAUUGUUAUGGAUUUGUUUUUAUAUAAAAAUGUUUCAAACUACUUACCUCCAAAUAAUAAUGAUGCUCCGGGAAGAUGUGGCAGGUUUCCAGAACACCCCUGCAUCUUCUUGAAGUCAGGUAUGAGAAGCACAGCAAACUCAUUUUUAAAGGAUCCUUCUCCGUUUAGAGAUUUUUUUUUUUUUUUUAAGCAGGGAGAGGAGAGAAUCAACAGAUCUAGUGCCCCCCUUUUAAUCACCACCCGCUUUACUGCCAGCAGGCAGAAAAUCCACCUAGAAAAUUUUCCCUGGCAACUGAAAUCAACCACCGCACCAGCCAGCCAGCGUGACAGUAUAAUCAUCCUAGAUGCGUGAGGAUCGAGGUGGUGAAGGUGUGGAUGCCUGUGUACGUCUGAUCAUAUCCAACUGGAAAUACUUAUAGCGUUAGGAUGACUAAUUAUUGCGUGUUCUUGGCACAUACUCUGUACUCCUGAGCGAAGUGUUUUCUGUAAACACAAAGCCACAGAAUUUAAGACAGCCAUCGAACAUAAGUCCUGUUUUUCUCCUUCGAAAAUCUGGACUGCUUUAGUCUUGACCGGCACCGUCUGCAGGUCCCUAAUGCAAGGGGCGUGGCCCGCGCAUCCCCGCCGUGGGGCGCCGGCGGCCCCGGGCGCGCACCCACCGCCCCGCUCUUC